Euleptes europaea (tarantolino) is the source of this 2292-nucleotide messenger RNA. It is a transcript of the gene USHBP1, whose product is annotated as USH1 protein network component harmonin binding protein 1. The transcript is spliced from 16 exons. Bases 1 to 2292 code for a protein of 763 amino acids. NCBI's taxonomy places the organism in Eukaryota, Metazoa, Chordata, Lepidosauria, Squamata, Sphaerodactylidae. The record is from RefSeq and is a predicted model, not a curated record.
AUGGAGAAGGAAGCCACGGCGCCUGUAGAGGAAAAGGCCUCGGAUGAGGAGGAGAUCCUGCGCUACGAGCAGAACAUCACGGAACUGCUGCUUACCAUCGCCAAGCUCCACGGCAAAAUCGAACACCUGCAGCACCAGAAGGCCAGAGAGGAUGAGGACUUUUCUGACCUAGGUUCAGAAUACACGGCGAGCCUCCCCCGAUGCCCUCGGCCUUUCCAAAACUUGGUCAUGGCCCUUCCGCCUCCAGUCCACACUGAGGAAGGCCACGCUGACCUCUUCAUUGAUGUCCACAAAGCCAUGACUUCUCUUGAGAAUACUGUUUUGACCCACCGGAGCCGUAUCCCAAGCGCAGAACCCAACCUGGAGGGAUACGCCCAGGCGGCUGAGAGCCUGGAACAAAGUCUACAGGAGUUCCAAGGAGAUGACAAAGAGCUGCUGACCCAGCUGUAUGGUAAAGCAGAGGCAUCGGCAGCUGGACUCCCACCGGACGAGAUGAGCAGGCAAAAGAGAGAAAUCGCCCUGCAUGAGCAGAGGAACGCGGCCCUAAGGGUAGCUCUGGAAGGGAAGGACGAGGCACUCCGCCGGUCAAAGACCGCCCUCUGCACAUAUCAAGAAGAGCGGGAUAAGCUUCAGAGAAAGGUCAAGGAGUUGCAGGGCGCUCUCUGUACGAUUGAGAACUUUGAAGAUGGAUUCGCCAGCCCUACUAGGGCAGGAGAGCUGAGGGGGUUUCGGGACCCAGUAGCUGUGGCCCAGAACUUGAUCCGCUGCUUUCAGGGUGCCCCCAGCACCCACCCCCUCUGCUGCCUCUUCCCCCAGCAGGGCCCACAGCCCAUGGAGAGCCACACAAAAGACAUGGAAGCUCAAAUCCAGCAGCUCCGUGGGUUCAUUGAGAAACUGAAAGGACUCAACCUGCUCCUUUCGGCCACGCUGCAGGAAUGCAAGAGUGACUCGGAACGCCUCAGCAUGCUGCUCGGCCGCCGAGAGUCCGAUACCACCGCCCUCCGCUUGGCUGUGCAGUACAGUGAACAGUGCUUGGAGGCCUAUGAGGUUCUCUGGUCACUGGCCGCAGCACAGCGGCAUCCCUGGAAGGAGUCAGCAGAGGAUGGAGAUGUCCCCGGAAGAGAUGACAAAGAAUCUCAAAUCAUUUUCAGAAUGGCGCGCCUCUAUGAAAUGAUCGACCACCGGCGCUGUGGUGACCCUGGUGGCGUCUGUCAUGAGAUGGAGGUGGCUGUGAUGAACGAAGCUUUAAGGUCUUGGGAACGAUGCAGCGUGGACAGUGAGGGGUCCGGCUGUGCCGACUUCAAGCAGAGCUCCACAGAGCCAAGUGGUUUGGCGAAGGACAGAAGGGAGGUUUUGCAAGAGUAUAUCCGGCGCCUGAAGGCCGAACAGGGCUCCCUGAAGCUGCCCACACAGCGGACUCUGCCUGGGGCUGACUCUGUGGCGGCCAGAAUCAAUGCAGGGAUCGGAGUCAAAGCAGCAGAGGUGCAGAGAGCUUUGUGUGGCAUUCUUCCCGCAGAGGAUGCAAGUCCCAAGAUGGAGAAGUUGCAACUGGUGCAAGAACUGCAGAUGACCAAGGAAACUUUGGCUGACUUAAACAUCAAGCUGCACUUAACGGAGAAGGAGAAGCAGGGCCUGGAGCUCCGGACAUACACCCUGAAGGCCCAAGAGGCCGCUUGCUUGUUGAUCAUCCAGAUUCUUCAAGGGUACCGUGAGACGAGUCGGGGGCAGCUGUCUGGAUCUUCCGACAGCAGCAGCAGUAGUGAUGAAGAGAGUGACCUAAGGGACUACGUUCCCACCUGUACCUCCAAAGGGACUCAUUUCCGUUCAGCUCAGGACGCUGGCGGAAGGCAACCUGCUACAGACCCCGAGGCGCAGAUGGUGGAACUUCUCGAUGCUUUGGCUCGGAACAGGGGACUGAAUGGUCGGAUCCAGUCCCUUCUUGGCCAGCUGGAGGAGAAACUCGAAGACUGCCGGGCCCAGGAGGUACAACCGAUGGAGCUCGCGAGGGAUUUUUUCAAAGCACACAGUGCCCUGGUCCUUGCCUACCGGAACGCCCGCAGGAAACAGGAAGCCCAGGUGCGCCAACUGGAGACGCAGGUCGGCUUGAUGAGUCAUCGGCAGGCAGGGCAGCUGCAGUCGCUGAUGCGCACCCUCAAGCUGUUGGAGGACAGAGCGGAUGGCGGGGACCCCAAGCCAAGGUUGGUGUCUGCGGAGGAGACGCCCAGCCCUGGGAGAGAGGAUUACAGCACUGGAAUGCGCCAUGCGACGGAUGCUCACCUCAAUGUGAAGUAA